This is a messenger RNA of Contarinia nasturtii (swede midge), 1427 nucleotides long. RefSeq lists its product as uncharacterized. Gene Ontology annotation, cellular component: mitochondrial inner membrane. Gene Ontology annotation, biological process: inner mitochondrial membrane organization; protein insertion into mitochondrial inner membrane from matrix. The record is from RefSeq and is a predicted model, not a curated record. NCBI's taxonomy places the organism in Eukaryota, Metazoa, Arthropoda, Insecta, Diptera, Cecidomyiidae. Gene Ontology annotation, molecular function: ribosome binding. The transcript is spliced from 3 exons. Bases 45 to 914 code for a protein of 289 amino acids.
UAACCUAUUUUCAAAGAAAAUCUUUAUACACAAUAAUAGCCGAUAUGUUGAACCGAAUUCGAAAUGGAAGCCAAAGAAUUAUCAGGAAUCAGUAUUCAUUGAAGCCGCUAGUUGAGCUUGUGAAUGCCGAUGCAUCACAGCCAUUCUCAUCGCUGUCAAAUACAAAACAACCGGUGAAUCAAUCCAGAUUACCAUGUAGUCAAUGGCAAAAGCAUUCACAAGGUCUACCGAGUUGUAGCUUUUAUUCAACAGAUAACGAGCGGCAAUCAGAAAACGAAAAUGUUAAGCGAGCCUUACCAAAACUAUCGGACGAACCAAUUAUAGCGACUCCAGGACUUUUUUCAUUUUUUAGUGUUACAUUUAAUGCGAUCAAGGUCCGUAAUCAGUUGGAUGGCGAGUUUUCUUUAGACGAUUUCAUAGAUGGUAGCAAAAGAGCCGUUGCAGUUAUAUCCGAUAAAAUGGCAUCGGCCGAUUUUGAUGGAUUGCGUGGUUUGGUGACAGACAAAGUGAUUGACGAUCUACAAAACCCUAUUGUGGCGAUGACCGAAGAACAACGUUCACACCUUCGUGUCUUGGAAGAUGAUAUUGUGGCGCAAUUUGUGUCUUCAAUAGAUAUUCGAGAAGAUGAGGAUAGAAAAUUCGUUGAUAUUUUUACGAUUUUGCAAGUGGUUCUUGGUUAUAAACAAUUAACUGCGAGCGAAGAAAAAAAAUCUCCGCUCGAUUUUCUGAAACAAACCAGCAUGUUUGUUGACAACAAUCUUUAUGUGCUGAAUUAUAAAUUCACCAGGGAAUAUUCAGAAAAUUCAAGUGGAGAUUGGAUAGUGUCUUUCAUAAAUCAUGCAAACAUUGAAGAUCAAAUGAAUGAUCAGAUGAACUUUUUUAAAAAGUCAUUUGAAGACAAAGGGAAAAAAUAAAAAUAUAUUUCACUAACAAACAAAUAAAACGAAUGUACUGUAAUAUAAAAUAAUCCAAUAAUCCAAUAUAAAAUAUAUGAAAACACAUAAAAAAUACAAGAGGUGCAUUUAUCGACACGCAAAAAUCAUUAAAUAACAUCUUGUUGACAAAUUCGAAUUCCGAAUUUAAUGAAUUUGAAAUAUUGCGUUGAAAAAUUGGUCUAGUUAAAUGAAACAAUUUGACCCUCCUCUUUUGAUAAGAACUCCAAGGACAUGCGAUAAGUUUCCAGUUUUUUUGGCCAGAACGUGUGGUUUUUCGUUUAACAACUACUUUUUUUGUAGUAAUCACAGUUCGUUUGUCUGAAAAAUUAUAUUCAAAGCAUUGUUCCACUGGCCAUUGACUCACCUGUAUAUAUAAAAGUAUAAAUUUAAAAUAGAUUUCGAUCAUCAGAGUACGUCAGAUUCGUUCAACUCAAAAAAAUUCAGCAAAAGAGAAAGAACAACAAUAAUGCACGGCCUUUGUUGAUUUGAACA